Molecule: messenger RNA, 2998 nt
Organism: Chara braunii
Lineage: Eukaryota; Viridiplantae; Streptophyta; Charophyceae; Charales; Characeae
Source: the annotation of a GenBank genome assembly
ACUCGUUGGGGUUGCCGGAGGAGGGGGGGGGGUUGGUUGGUAAUUCAGUUUCCAGGGGUUUAGCCCGUUGUCGUCUAAAAUGACGUGGGGUGCGGGCGGUUCUGGAGACGGCGAUUUCGUUCCAGCGACCGACGUGCAGAUGGAUGAGCUGCGCAGGAAGUCGAGAGUGUGGCGUCAUGUGAUGCAGGGUCAGAGGAUGGGGACGUGGCAGAAGAGGCACGGGAACUACAAGCUCCGCUGCAAUUAUUGCAAGCAUGUGUGGCAGGGCACUUUGUUCAAGGCGCAGCGGCACUUCACGCAACUGAAGAGGUGUGCGGCGACAACGAUGGACGUGUUUGUGGACAUUUGGAACCACACAGAGUACGAGUUCGAUGAGCGUCAUCACCGCGGUAUCAUGGCGUACAUGAGGGAGCAUAAUAUCGCGGAUAGACGAGCCGUGGACGUCCAUCAGGGCAGUGGCAGGGGCCGCACGGGUGGGACACAGUCACGACCACGGGAGCGUGAUGCUGUGGAGGAGGUGGAGGAGUUCCUUGCCGAGGAGGCGAGGCGAGCAGAGGCCCGGGGCGGUGAGGAGGGUGGAGGGGCAGGCCCGGCACGCGAUUUGCCGGGAGAGAAUGUGGUUAUGACUGCGCGAGGAAAGAUGCAGGUGGAGAGUGGAGUUGAGGGCGUGCCACAGGGGGCGCAAGAGACAGCGGCAGUCAAGACUGGACAAGGUUCAUGGCUUCGGCACAAAAAGCAGUUGGCCUCCAUGGCUCGCGGAGUGCGGCCAGUUUAUCCGUCCUUCAAGGACAUUGGGGGCGCUGGUAUUGAUGAGCAGCGAGGGAAGGUUGCCGCGAUGUUGAGGGAGGUCCGUAGUUCGUUUGAGUCGAUAGGGGCCACCAUUUUGUCGGACGGUAGGCAGUCGCGAGACGCUAGGCCUAUAGUCAACUUCCUCGCAGCCGCCAAGCGCGGUGCCCUCUUAUACGCCACCGUCCAGCGAGACGGUUCAGUGUCCGAGACGGCACAUAUCGUCCUGAAGAGGUGGAAGGCCAUUUUUCGGUCUUUCCCUCCGAAGGACGUGUUGGCCAUUUGCACGGACUCUGCGUCAAACUACACGUCGGCCGCAAAGCUCCUUGCGAAGGACUCUGAUCCGGACAUUCGCCGUAUCACUUGGCUCCUGUGUGCCACCCACGUGGCCAACUUGAUGUUGUCUGACAUCGGGACACGGGUUCCUUGGGUUACAGACACCAUUUUCAGGGCUCGUGCGUUGGUGCGAUUCAUUAAAUCGCACGGCGCGGCUUAUCACCUGUUCAGGCUCAUCCGCUGCGCCGAUUUCUGGCGCAACGUUCACCACGCUGUUGCAGUCAUGACCCUUGUCCACCAGCUGUUGAGGAGAUUGGACAGGGGCGGCAUGAUCAUGUCCACGAUGUACUCAUGGUCACAGGAGUUGGUACGGCAGGUGGCUGCUGCUGACGUCCCUGAUGACAUGCGGGGGCCUUGCGUGGAGGCGGUGCAGAUCCGCACUAUGCAUAUGCUUGAGCCUGCGCACGCUGCGGCGGACCUGCUCAACCCCCGCAGACGCUCUCUCCGUUACUACGAGUCCGCCCGCAGGACAGCUGCGGACCUCGAGGUCGUCACCCAGUGCGACUCGUUUUUGUUGGCGCAGACAGGCGGUGAUCGUGCGGGGGAUGCAUACUUGCGGGUGCGUGAGCAGAUGCGAUCCUUCCACUCCAGGGGCGGCCACCACACAGAGAGGGUGACGAGGGACGCCGAGGCGGAGGCCUGUGUAGGGGACGAGGAGACAAGCAGGUGCGCGUCAUGGUGGGUGGAGCACGGCGCAUGCUUCCCGGACUUGCAGGAGAUUGCUGGCCGUGUGAUGCACAUGUGGACGUCCGCCUCUCCUGCUGAGAGGAAUUGGGCAGAGCAUGAGCGCAUCCACACGGCCAAGCGCAACAAGCUCGAGUUCAGGAAGGUUGCGCAGUUAGUUGAGAUUGCUACAAAUCUCAAACUACUUGGAUGCAGCGAGCGGAGUGGGGGUACGUUCUUCGCGACCCUGGCCGAGGCGCAGCCAGAGGAGUAUACACACCCGGUAGUCGCAGAUGAGGAUGAGGAGGAGGAGCCUGAGCCAGAGGAGUGGGGAGCUAGACCUCAGACAACAGUGCCGGCACACGAGAUCGUUGCACAGGUUCGUCGCUUCCAGCAGCAGGGUGCUCGUCGGCCAGUGGGGGUUGCCGAGGUUUUCGGUGCCAGAGCCGAGAUACUCCAUCCUUAUGACUACGUGCCUCCACCGCCAGCAGAGCCAGUGCAGGCGUCGGAGGAGCAGACGGACACGGAGGUCGGAGAGGAUUUGCCACCUGGUGUAGAUAAGAGUGCAGAGAGACUCUACUACACAUACGGAGGAGGAGCCGAUGGAUUCCUGUCACGCUGCACAUUCAUUCGGGAGAGCGACGACGAUCCCAUCCCCGUCACUGAUAUAGGGUUGGAUGGUGGACAGCGAGACGAGGACGACGCGGACGACGACGACGACGACGACGAGCCGUUACUGCUUCGCAGAGCACGGUUGGCGCAGCAGGGAGCCGCGCGGCCCGCGCCUGCCGCCGAGGGUCUCAGGAGAUCGGCGAGGCUCCAGCAGACCCAGGCGGGAUCGACUUCAAGUGGUAGACGCGAGGCGUCGGACCACCUAGACGACAUCAGAGAUGAGGAGCAUUUGCCGAGCCAGCAUACGCCCGCCUCCGCACCUCGAGGCGACAGUCAACAGAGGGAGCUGCGCACGAGUGACUUUCAGGGCCUUGGACCAGGAUUUGCGGGCAGCGGUGUUCGAGGGCGGAUUGAUGGGCGAGAGAGAGUGGGGGAUGAGGCCAAGUACCAUUCUGUGCAGGGUGGUGGUCCAGAGUCCGUGGAGGAGCUCCAUGCUCCGAUGGAUCGAGAGGAGGAGCAGCGGCUCUAGCAGUUGCAGAGAGAGUGGGUGGGCAGAGAUAAGUACAUGGCGGAGCAGCAGCGUGCUAGAAACUUGGAGACG